Zophobas morio is the source of this 1693-nucleotide messenger RNA. Its product is annotated as probable citrate synthase 1, mitochondrial. The transcript is spliced from 3 exons. Gene Ontology annotation, biological process: carbohydrate metabolic process; tricarboxylic acid cycle; citrate metabolic process. Lineage: Eukaryota; Metazoa; Arthropoda; Insecta; Coleoptera; Tenebrionidae. Gene Ontology annotation, cellular component: mitochondrial matrix. The record is from RefSeq and is a predicted model, not a curated record. The coding region runs from base 264 to 1679 and encodes 471 amino acids.
UCCUCCACUUUUCUUCUACAACCCCUUUAAAUACCGCAAAAGUUGAACAUCAAAGUUACUAUCAACGGCAACUUGGCAACGGAGUUUAUAGAUGACAAUUUUCAGCAACUGCAACGGGAACUUCAUUGUCAACACCAAGUUUAUAAAUCCCACUUAACCUCGGGCUAACGUUUUUGAAAGUUGUAAAAUUCAAAUUUUGGCGCGUAAUUUUUUACUUUAAUUUGAAAAAAUCAAGUAGGUGCCUGUCAGUCCGUAAACUGAAAAUGUCUAAAACGACACUGCUUUCAGGCUGCUUAUCAGCCUCAACCACGAUAAUAAAAAGACUCAGCUCCUCAAAAAGCGACCUUAAAGCCGUCCUCGCCGCCAAAAUCCCCAAAGAACAAGAAAAAAUCAAAGCUUUCCGGAAAAGCCACGGCAAAUCCUCAGUCGGCGAAGUCACAGUCAACAUGGUUUAUGGCGGAAUGCGAGGAAUCAAGGGCAUGCUGUGCGAAACCUCGCACCUAGACCCUAACGAAGGCAUCAGAUUCCGCGGCUACACCAUUCCCGAGUGCCAGGAGAAGCUCCCGAAGGCUAGCGGCGGCGGCGAGCCGCUCCCUGAAGGGCUCUUCUGGCUGCUCGUCACCGGAGACAUCCCCACGCAGGACCAGGUGAAGGGUCUAUCCCAAGACUGGGCUCGUCGUGGUCAAUUACCCCCGCACGUGUGCAACCUCUUGAAACAGUGCCCCAAGCACGUCCACCCCAUGAGUCAACUCAGUGCCGCUUGCACUGUCCUCAACACCGAAAGCGAGUUCGUCAAGGCGUACAACAAGGGGGUGAAGAAAACCCAGUACUGGGAGUCCACCUACGAAGACGCUAUGAAUCUCAUCGGGAAAGUGAUCGGGAUCGCGGCCCUCAUUUACCAGAAUACCUUCAAGGGUACUACGGACCUGCGUCCCAUCGAUGCCAGCCACGACUGGAGCUUGAACUUUUGCAAUUUGUUGUGUUACGACGACCCGACUUUUGCGGAACUCAUGAGGUUGUACCUCACGAUUCACAGCGACCAUGAAGGUGGGAACGUGUCCGCCCAUACUACCCAUCUGGUGGGGUCGGCGCUGAGCGACGCCUACCUUUCGUACGCGGCUGGGAUGAACGGACUCGCGGGUCCUUUGCACGGUUUGGCCAACCAGGAGGUACUAGUCUGGAUUAUGAAGCUGCAUAAAGAACUAGGGGAUGACCCGUCGGACGAGCAAGUCAAAACUUUCGCUGAAAAUACCUUGAAGAGUGGGCAAGUCAUCCCGGGUUAUGGACACGCCGUUCUGAGAAAAACAGACCCGAGGUUUAUGUGUCAGCAGGAGUUCGCUCGCAAGCAUUUCCCUGAUGACCCUCUCUUCAAGAUAGUCACGCAGGUGUUCAAGGUGGUUCCUCCUCUUUUGCAAGGCUUGGGGAAGGUGCAGAACCCUUGGCCCAACGUGGAUGCCCAUUCGGGGGUACUUUUGCAGUACUACGGGCUCACGGAGAUGAGCUACUACACUGUGUUGUUUGCGGUUUCUCGGUGUUUGGGCGUCAUGGCUUCGUUGAUUUGGGCCCGGGCUUUGGGUCUUCCCAUCGAGCGACCCAAAUCUCUAAGCACUGAUCUCCUGAUGAAGGCAGUGGGUGCGUCUUCCAAAGGUAGUAAAAAAGAGGAUAAGAAAAAGUGUUAGUUGUAUUUUUCUUC